AUGACGUGCACACAUGACAUCGACGGCAGUAUCAACGGCAGCGACCACGACGACUGCAGCUCAGACGUGAGUUUUGCUGGCAGCGGUAGUGCCUGCUCCGGCGGCAGCGAUCGUGGAUACAAUGACGGCUGCAAUGUGGGUAACCAUGACGAAUUCAACAACGGUGGCAAUGUUGGCGGACGCGAUGGUGGGCGUGAUGGGAGCAACGAUGCAGGAUACGAUGGUGAUCAUGAAGGCUGCAGCGAUUGGACAGGGAGAUUGUUGUGCAGUGACGAUGGGAGCUCCAACAAGAAGCGAAGGAUCACGUGCGAGGGUGAUACGUUCGUCAAAACGAAGCGGCAGCGCGUUGGUCAUGAAGAUGCCGGAGGUGAAAAGACGUGGUGUUGCGAUGACGCUGAGUGUACUGCUAUCGCGAAACAACAUCAACAGCCGACGCCAACGUGGAUUGUGCAUUUGUGGUUGCGGGAUGAAGUCGAAGGGCUUAAGCGGGUUUUGAUGAGAGGCGUUGCGGCGGCACAUGAAGGCCGCGUGUUGAGAACAAUGGCCAAGGUUCAUGACUUACACCGCACUGCCAUUAUGGAUGACGACACAACCACGCUCUUAUGGGAAUGUCUGCUCCUGGCUGGGGAAGUUUGCAAGAUGAUUGCGAUGGUGAAGGGAUUGUGGAUUGUGCAAGAACAUGACAAUGCUAAGUACGAAGAUGAGUUGAUUUAG
Messenger RNA from Aphanomyces astaci, 714 nucleotides. RefSeq lists its product as hypothetical. The transcript has a single exon. Bases 1 to 714 code for a protein of 237 amino acids. The record is from RefSeq and is a predicted model, not a curated record. Lineage: Eukaryota; Oomycota; Saprolegniomycetes; Saprolegniales; Verrucalvaceae.